UUCUAAAUAUCAAUUUAAUCUUUAAGUUCAUUAUAUAUAUAAUGUUCGAAAAUACAGCUCUUACGUCACAUGUUUGCUUUUUCCGGUCUGACGGACUGUUGUGAUCCCUGGUUACCUAGCAACCGUUCUCUUCAGCUCAAGUAUCAGCGUCAACAUUUCGACAAUUCACGCACACAUUCUUUACGUUAUGUUGUGGAAGACUUGAGACGUGACUCAUUUUAUAAAAUGGCAAAGUUUGUGCUCGCUGGUAAAACAGACUGCCCUUACUAUGCCAACGCGGAGCUUUUGGCGGACAGAUUAAAGUAUUCUUUGCCCAACUUCAGCAUUCACAAGAUCUCAAUCCUCCCAGAUGAAUGGACGGACUGGCUGGAGAACACGUGCACGAGGAAUGGUUGGAACCAUGAAGAAUCCCCCCUGAUUUGGAGAGAGCUGGUGCACCAAGGUGGCAAAGGGGUGUACUUAGGUGGCUUCCAUGACUUUGUCGAGCACUGUCAGAGUUACUACAACAUCACAUCAGACAUGUCCGAAGAAAUGAUGCUGAGCAUUGCGGCAGAAAACCUCGUCACCAAGCUGGAGCUUAUUAUGGAGGAGCAGCAUCGUGCCAGUCUCAUCAAGCCCCUUCACGUAUGGAUCAGUAGUGCCCUGAACCCCACAUGCAACAUGCUGAUCCCCAGUUUGCUCUCUGCUGAGGUGUUGCCACAAGCUUCUACCAUCAGUCUCCAUCUCCUGGACCUGGAGGGCAGUGAGGAGGAGCUGCAGUCGGUGAAGAUGGAAACUGAAGAUCUGGCUCUCCAUCUGCUUCAUAAGGUGACCACUCACACAGAUCUCAAAGAGGCAUUCCAGGAAGCUGACAUCAUCCUCCUGCUGGAUGACGGCUGGUCUAACGGGACACACGUGAAGGACGAGGAGGAAUGUGAGAAGAUAAAAGCAACAGCAGACUUGUACAGCGAAUAUGGACGGCUGAUUGAGGCCAGGGCCAACGCGGGGGUGAAGGUGAUUGUGUCCAGUGGCUCGCUCGUGAACCUCAGGUGCUCAUUUCUCGUGGAAGCAUGCGCCACUGACAAGUGCCAUGUUGUUGCCGUGGCGACACAGUUGGAGAACGAAGCCAGAGCUGCCAUUGCGAACAAGCUCAAAGUGAGGACUUCAGGUAGCUCACGCUCCUUGGUCGCUGUAAAGAUUUCCGUCGUCACGCCGUUUUAUGCAACAUCUCUGUCACGAUCUGCUUUAGAAGUGACAGAUGUCAUCGUGUGGGGAGAUGUUGGAGAGAGCUUCCACAUUGACCUACAGAGGGCAAAAGUGUUUAACUAUGAUGGCGCAAUCAAAGGACCGCCUUUCUUUUUCCAACCCGUACUUGAGAUCAUCUACGACAAGGAAUGGCUGGAGACCGACUUCCUCGACAUAGUCCGCUGUCAGCACGCAGUUGUUGUUUCAAAGACUUGUCGUGGACUUGAUAUGUCAACCGCCAACGGGAUCCUCACGCUCCUACAGGCUUGGAACGGGGUUUCUACUCCUAAUCAGGUGUUUUCCGUGGGGGUCCCGUGCACAGGCCACUACAACCUUCAAGAUGACGUGGUCCUUUCGCUGCCGGUGGUCUUCACAGAUGGCCAGUGGUCCGUGGUGCCUGACGUGACAGUUGGAGACGAUUUGAAGCAGAAACUUCAGCUUUUUGCAACCGAACUCAGGCAAGUAUUGGCUAAGAUUGCAAUCAAUAACACAAGAAGCACCUUCUUCCCCACCUUCAUUGACAGUGGAUGUUCCUCAUAGAAAGAAGAUGUCAAAGCCGGAGAACACCAGAUGUCAAGAAACAGCCUGAAUUUUGUAUCAGAUUAACCACAGUUUUCCUUCUUUUUUUUUUUUUACUGAAUUUUUUUAAAAGACAGGUGUGAACAGAACAGUAAACUCUAGCUAAAAGGUACCAAAUGUUUGAAAAUUAACAUGAGAAUCACACUUUUACCGUCUUGCUAUAUAAGCAGUGUGGUGUUGCGUUCAAAGGCUCCACGUAAUUGCACUUGAUUUCAUGUUUAGACUGUAUUUUCUAGACCUGAGUGAAGUUGUCCCCCCCACCUCACUCAAAACUCAAAACGUCUAAAAAGAAUAGGCCCAAAACUUAAGUCGUUAAUAACGCAAAAACAAAAGCAGCCUAAACGUUCAUAUUAACUGUACAAAGCAGCACAAAUAUAGCACUAAAAAUGAGCCUAUUUGACCAGAAUUUUGAGUGAGAUGGGGGGGCAAACGUGACUCAAGUCUAAUACCAAAAGCAAUGACACGACUUUUCCUUUCAAUCAGUUUGUUCUUUUAUUCUCUCAUGUGUGCAUGUGGAGUUGCAACUUCAUUUCCCAGUUUGUGUACAAUAAACCCGCUU
Doryrhamphus excisus (bluestripe pipefish) is the source of this 2362-nucleotide messenger RNA. Lineage: Eukaryota; Metazoa; Chordata; Actinopteri; Syngnathiformes; Syngnathidae. The record is from RefSeq and is a predicted model, not a curated record.